Conger conger (European conger) is the source of this 3689-nucleotide messenger RNA. It is a transcript of the gene trim44, whose product is annotated as tripartite motif containing 44. Lineage: Eukaryota; Metazoa; Chordata; Actinopteri; Anguilliformes; Congridae. Bases 753 to 1676 code for a protein of 307 amino acids. The record is from RefSeq and is a predicted model, not a curated record. Gene Ontology annotation, molecular function: zinc ion binding. The transcript is spliced from 8 exons.
UUGUUCGUUCGCCUCACGUGAGAACUUUUUAAAAAGUAGUCGCUGUCAAGCACGCUCGCGAAAGCUAACGGUCGACAACAAUUCUGACUGCGAACACAAAAUAUGGCUUCUCGAAAAAGUGUCACAUUAACAUCGCCUUUUAUUAAACAUUAAUGAAUUGUGUGAGAGUGUGCAGGCACUGUCAACACGGGAGGAGAAGGAGGUGUCGGAUCAGUCCCAGUGCUGCGAAGUUAGCAAAACGCUACCAGUUUGUGUGGAACCAUGGUAAACUGGAUGACCCGACAAGGGCCAGGGAUGAAGAGACAGAGCUGAUCUGGGAACAGCUGACAGGCGAACCCCAGCGGUGGAACACCCGGCUUACUGAUCUGGGAACAAAGAAGCAGGAAGUCGGCGGAGUGAAAAAAAGAGAAACGGAGGUACGCAGCGCCUGCGAGUGAGUGCACGGAGGGGAGAGCUGAACCAGGAAGUGAGCGAUCGCUAGGCAGGUCUGUAGCAGUGCAAACACAGAGCCCAGGCAACGGCGGCGGAGGGCUUCCCAGAGACUGCGUCUGUCGCCGGCCGUAGAGCGCUCCUCCCCCCCCCCCCGGUACCGCCAACCCUGCCGCCGCCGCGGAGAGACCCAGCCGCGCUGCAGCAGUCUGCACGGAGAGAGAGAGAGAGGGAGAGACCUGAGCGACCAGCGACCGCGACUGAGCACAACACAGCGCCUCUUGGAACUCCCUUCCCCCCGCGCCCGCCCUUGACGUUUGGGGAUGGACAGGGUCGGGGACAGCCGACAGGACGGGGAGGAGCUCCCGCUGUGCGAUGGGACAUGUGACGCCUGUGAGCCGGACGAGCCCCAGCCCGCCGCCCAGGUGUGCCUCACCUGCGGCUUCGCCUUCUGCACCGUGCACGGGGAGAAGCACCAGCGCAGCACCCGGCACGCCCUGCAGCCCUACUGCCCCGACCCGCCCCCCGCGCAGGGCACCCAGCACGACCAGGGCGAGGCGGGAGGAGGAGGGGGAGGAGGAGGGGGCGGGGCGGAGGCGGAGGCGGAGCCACAGGACGAGGAGGACGGGCCCCCCGCGCAGGAGGGGGGGAAGGGCCGGGAGACGGUGACCGUGGAGAGGCUGCGCUGUAAGGAGCACGGCCAGGAGGGGUCGCUGUACUGCAAACACGACGAGAAGAUCGUGUGCGUGGUGUGCGCCGUGCAGGGGGAGCACAGCACCCACGAGAUCAUCACCCUGCGAGAGGCCUACCUGUGGCAGAAGAGUAAAGGAGGAGUCGACCUUCUCGGCUCCACCCAGGAGAUGGCCGAGAGGAUCAAGUCAAAGUGGACCAGCCCUGAUAUGAGCACGGAGCAGCUGGAGUCGUACGUGAAUCAGCAGUUUGACGCUCUGCACCUGCUGGUGCGGCUGGAGGAGCGGCGCACGCUGCACCUGGUGGACCUGAAGGAGGCCUUCCUGACCGCGCAGGCCGCCGAGAAGAUCGCCGAGAUCUCCGUGCACACGGAGCGGCUGCAGGAGGAGAUGGACUCCAUUACCCAGCAGCUCGGCGCCCUGGACCAGGGGGAGGAGCCUCCGUCCAACCCCGUUCCCAUGGUUGUGGAGGCCAGGCCGAGGCCCGACCCCAGACAGGACCCACCCCGGGACUACGGAGACGGGGGCCCGGGCUCCUUCAUGGGCCACGCCCCGUGACAACCCCAAAAAAGGCCUGACGACCAGCUGCCCGCUCCUCUGCGCUCCGCUCAUCCCAUUCCGGUUCAGUAGACCCCUGACACCCCCCGAGGUCUACUGGGGCUCCACUGGCCCAGGUGCGACCCGCCUGGAAGUUGGUGAUUCUAAAAGAGACGUCCUUUCCAUUCUUCGUGCAUUAUAUAUAUUUUUUUAUAAAAAGCUUGAUUUUUUCUGUUUUCUGGGUUGAAAAAUAUGGUUGUGUUUCCUGUAGUCACACUUUUGGGCUCACAGUGUAAAUCUUACAUUUUCUCUUUGCCUGCUCCAGCCAUUAAUCUGCUGGAGUUUGUGUAUAAUUAGGCCAAAAUGUUGUGCUGAUCGGUAAUGUGGCAGAUGCUUAUAAAUGCAGUGGGUGUUAAAAUUCAAUGUGGAAUUUAAGAAGGUGUAAACAAGUUGGGCUUUCCAGCACAGAAAAUGUUUAAUCAUUCGAGGGACCUUAAUUAUGACAAAAAACUCAAGGAAUGGCAAGGAAAACAGCCUGUUGUAAAUACUUGUUAAUUAUACAAAGAAAUGUGAUUGUGUUCUGUAUGUGUUUGAAGUUUACAAAAUUCAAGUCAUGUUUGCAAUUUGGAACAGUUAAGACCUUCAUCAGAAUAUCAUGAAAUAUUGAAGUCAGUGCUUCAUUUUUGAUUGGAAUUUUCUCAUGAAUAGGUGUCUCUACAGAAUUUCUGAAAUUGAUUUUGCCAAACGGCUUUGACCAAUAACCAGGCCUUCAGAGUCCAAAAAAAGACAUUUAAAUACUGCAUUUAGAGGAAGUCGGAAGCAGCAUAACCUGGAGAUAAUUCCCAAUUAUAAAAGGUCAGGGUAGACCAGUCUAGUCUAGGUACUAAUGGCCUUCUCAGAUGGGCAAUGGAAAGGCCUCCGUAUGCUUGUAUUAGGACUUUCCCAGCUAAUGAUUGGGACAGCUUAUAGCCUAGUGGCUAUGGUGCAUGACUGGGACCCGGAAGAUUGGUGGUUCAAGCCCUGGUGUAGCCACAAUAAGAUCUGCAAAGUUGUUGGGCCCUUGAGCAAGGCCCUUAACCCCACAUUGCUCCAGGAGGGAUUGUCCCCUGCUUAGUCUAAUCAACUGAGAGUCACCUCGGAUAAAAGCGUCAGCUAAAUAACAAAUUAUAAAUCAUUAACUUAGGUAAAAGAGAGUUUGCAUUCAGCCCAAAGUUUCAGAAAGCCUUGUAUCUGUGGUUUGCAUUCAGCCCAAAGUUUCAGAAAGCCUUGUGCCUGCAGCCUGCAUUCAGCCCAAAGUUUCAGAAAGCCUUGUAUUUGUGGUUUGCAUUCAGCCCAAAGUUUCAGAAAGCCUUGUAUCUGUGGCUGCUCACAGGUAGCGGGGGACUCAGGUGUGACUCCCCUUUGAACGGAGAUGAUCGGUGAAGAAAGCUGAAUUUCCUUAAUGGGAAUUAUGUUAAUAAGUGUGCAAACGCGUCUGUUCCUACCUGAUAUGCAGGAAUAGAUUCGGCUCAUACAUAUGCGAGUAAAUAGUCUUCAUCUGGCUGAGAAAACACACGCGCUGUCUCUUCCAGGCUUCGCAGAAACCUCGCCCUUUUUUAACAUCAAAUAUUUUAUUUUUGACAUGAAAUAUUUAACAUGUGUUUUGGCUGUGUGACAGUUCUAUUUCGGAGAUAAAUCAGUGAGGCGUCUGGAUGAAAUGUGGAGGUGUGCCGUUUCUCUCAGGGCUUUUGUCAUCACGUUCUCUGAGCUGAAACAGAGCUGGGGAAGAGCGGUCCGCCGCGUUUUUAAUGUCUCCCGCUUUGCCGCGGCUGUGCGGGAGCUAAGUGUGAGCUGGAGGGGGUUUAACACUUAAGAGGCGCUGCCUGCUCGCGUGGACAGCUUCUGAACGGCUUCACACGACCGAAGCUUCGCUGCGGAGUCUCCGUGGCGGGGGCUGUGCUUCCGGAGCGAAAGAUUUCAGCGCGCCUGAAUUAAACGUGAUUUGAUUUCUGUUUCUGUUUUUUUUUGUUGUGUAAAUAAAGUUUAAUGAAUGCA